Molecule: messenger RNA, 1338 nt
Organism: Ixodes scapularis (black-legged tick)
Lineage: Eukaryota; Metazoa; Arthropoda; Arachnida; Ixodida; Ixodidae
Exons: 1
Molecular function (GO): catalytic activity
Source: RefSeq, a predicted model, not a curated record
GAUAAGAAUGAUGAUUUGGAAAACCGUUCUCGCAGAAACAACUUGGUCGUGUAUGGUCUAGAAGAGCCUGUUAAUGAAACCCCUGCAUCACUACUGGAUAGUGUAACUGAACUGUUGACCAGAAAACUGUCUGUGACUUGCGAUGCCAUAGAACGCUGUCAUCGUAUUGGUAUCCCCGCACAAGGUAAAAUACGACCUAUAAUUUUUAAAUUGAUGGACUUCCGUGACAAAAUGCGGAUACUCAAAAAUGUUUCUAAACUUAAAGGCACACGGAUAUUUAUUAACGAGGAUUUUUCACCUCGUAUUAGAGACAUUCGAAAACAACUCUGGCUUAGUACUGCCGAAUUCCGAAGAAAUGGCGCAAAGGUCCGUCUACGUUACGACUACGCUCUUGUUGACAACGACCGAUACUCGUGGGAUUCAACAAAUAGAACGCUGAUAAAAGUUCUUCCUCCGGUUCUUGCCACCGGAUCGAACUGACAGUUACCGAAUAAACCAUUGUCUGUAUUAAACAUUAAUGCUCGGAGCCUUGUCCCUAAAUUUACAGAGUUCUCGUGCAUUGCAGCUUCUUAUUCACCGCACGUGAUGUGUGUUACGGAAACCUGGUUACACGAUGGCAUUCUUGAUUGCGAAUUUACACCUCCUAAUUACAACGUGGUACGAUGCGAUAGGUCUUCUAGAGGUGGUGGUGUCGCGCUUUUUUUUAAAUCUGGUAUUAGCUUUUCGGUUCUUCCCUGUUUACCUAACACAGAGUCUUUAUGGUGUAAGGUGCAGCUUGAUAAGUUCGUUCUUGUUAUCGGAGCGGUUUAUCGCGCUCCUAGUUCGGGCCUGCAAACGAUCUUUGAUAUAUAUGACUACAUUCACAAAUACAAUCUGGCGAAUUUCAAGCUUAUCUUGCUGGGCGAUUUUAAUGCACCCGAUAUAAACUGGGAAACGCUAGUGGUUGGCUGUCGCGACAGGGCCAUUUGUGAUGCUCUAGUAGAUAUAGCUGUGUCAUUCGACCUAGAUCAGGUUGUCAAAACGUGCACCAGAGAUAAUUCUGUUCUUGAUCUUGUUUUUCUAACCCAUAGUAUCGCAAACCUAGGUUAUGACUGCGAGGUGGUCGAGGGAAUUUCUGAUCAUAAAGCUGUCCUUGUCAGCCUUAACAUUCGUGUCAAGCGUUCGAACCCUGAAUUCGUCACGUUCCUUGAUUUCAACAGAGCUGACGAUGUGUCAAUUAUUGAUGAACUUAGUUUUUAUUUUGAUGAUUUUUGUGCCAUAAGUCUAGACGCUGAUGUCAAUACGUUGCUUAGAUAUUUCAACUCCCUUAUAGAAAAAUGCAUCAACAAAUUUGUACCU